AUGGUUGCCCUCGCCCUCGCCCUCGGCGCCGCCAUAUACUUCACGGCCGAAAAAGUGCGGGACCACAAGAAAAAGAAGGCCGCCCUCAAAGACAAAGACCAACAGGCACCGCCCUACGACUCGAUUCCUCCCAGUGCCUCGGCCUUGGAGAACAGAGCGGCCCGUCGCUCCGUGGACCAGCUCCCGCAAUAUGUGUACAGCGAGCCCCCACCGUAUCACAUCAAAGACCCGAGUCGCGGGCAAAAGGUCCCCAAAUAA
Molecule: messenger RNA, 258 nt
Organism: Fonsecaea pedrosoi CBS 271.37
Lineage: Eukaryota; Fungi; Ascomycota; Eurotiomycetes; Chaetothyriales; Herpotrichiellaceae
Exons: 1
Coding region: 1-258 (85 amino acids)
Source: RefSeq, a predicted model, not a curated record